AUGAACGCGACCGCUGCGUUAAAUGCCAUUCCGGUUUCUAAUCCGCCGCACCCGCCUUCUCUGACGCGCGUCCGUGCAGGGCGCGUGAGGUCGUUGGUGGCGGAAGCAGCGGCGGGCGAUUCACGGCGAGAGGCGUCGCGCGACGACGACAGCAGCGCGGACACAAGCGGUCGCCGUGCCUUCCUCGCCCUUUCCACCGCCUCCGCUGCCGCCUUGCUGAGUUCCCCGAUUCCAGCACAUGCUGUCUCCACCAGCCGCCGUGCCAAUCAAGGGGCGCGCAUCCCAGAGGAGGAGUACACAACUCUUCCGUCAGGGCUCAAGAUCUAUGACAUCAAAGUCGGCUCAGGGCCCUUGGCGAAGCUGGGAGACCGAGUCACGGUGCACUACGUGGUGCAGUGGAAGGGCAUCACGUUCAUGACGAGCCGGCAGGGAAUGGGUGUGACAGGCGGCACGCCGUACGGCUUUGACCUGGGCUCCAGCAGCCUCGGCAUGGUGCUCAAGGGGCUCGACCAGGGCGUUGAGGGCAUGCGCGCUGGCGGCGUGCGUCAAAUGAUAGUGCCUCCGGAGCUGGCAUAUGGCAACCGAGGCAUUCAGGAGAUCCCACCCAAUGCCACACUCCAGAUGAAUGUGGAGCUCCUGGCAGUGAAGCAAAAUGCCUAUGGCACACCCGUCAAGCUUAUCGAGGAACAGGCUCGACACGAAGCGCCUGCUGCUGAAAAUGGACUCGAGAGACUCGAGCCUGGAACGAAUGGACUCACAGGCAGGGCGGGCAAUGUCUUGGGCUCCUCCGCUUCCGACUCCGACCUGACCCGAAGCAAAGAGCAAGCCGAACAAUUUCAAACCAAACCAAGACCGUUACCAGGGAGUGACAAGAUCUCCCGUGCCUCCGAGUCCCCGGGUGCGGUGACAGGCAGCAUGCUGCUCCCUGCGAUCCCCGCGUCCUUCCCGCUGUGCGACGCGGUGAGCGACGACUACAUCCCGUGCCUGGACAACACGCGAGCGAUCAAGAAGCUGCGCACCACCAAGCAGUACCAGCACCGCGAGCGCCAUUGCCCCAACCCCCAGGAAAUGCCGCGCUGCGUCGUGCCCAUGCCCGAGGGCUACAAGCCGCACGUCCCCUGGCCAGAGAGCCGCGACGAGAUCUGGUUCAACAACGUGCCGCGCACGUCCCUGGCGAACUACAAGGCGGACCAGAACUGGCUCAAAGUGGAGUCGGACCGCUUCAUCUUCCCCGGCGGCGGCACGCAGUUCAAAUACGGCGCCGCCAAGUACAUCGCGUGGCUGGAGCAGGUCCUCCCGGAGCUCGCGUGGGGGCGCCGCGUGCAGGUCGCGCUCGACAUGGGCUGCGGCGUCGCGAGCUUCGGCGCGUAUCUGGACGCGAUGAGCGUUAAGGUGCUGUCCGUGGCGCCCAAGGACGAGCACGAGGCGCAGGUACAAUUCGCGCUGGAGCGCGGAGUCCCCGCGCUGGUCGGCGUGAUGGGCACGCUGCGUCAGCCGUUCCCCGCGAAUUCCUUCGACGCCGUACACUGCGCGCGGUGCCGCGUGCCGUGGCACGCGAACGGCGGGAUGCUGCUGCUGGAGCUGAACCGACUUAUCCGCCCGGGGGGCUAUUUCAUUUGGUCCGCGACUCCCGUGUGCCUUGAGUGUAAGGCGUUCGAGCCGGAUGAUCGCGAGGUGUGGGCUGCCAUGGAGGAGCUUACAACGCGUAUGUGCUGGACGCUGCGCGCCAAGCGCGUGAACAUGACGUUCGGGAUUGGAGUGGCGGUUUGGCAGAAGCCCACUGACAACCGGUGCUACCGCCACCGCCCUAAUAACUCGUCGCUUGCGCCGCUGUGCUCAAUCGCGGAUGAGCCCGAUGCCGCCUGCAUACCCCAUUCCCCAUGCUUCCCUGCUCAUCAACCUUGUCGACUCUCCCGCUUGCCUGCCCCCUUGCCCCGCCCGCUGCGCUGUCCGCUCAGGUACGUGCCGAUGCAGUCGUGCAUGCACCGCGUGCCUAUGGACCGCGACGCGCAGCACGGCUCGCAGUGGCCCGCGGACGGCGCGGAGCGGCUGACGGCGGAGCCGGUGUGGCUGGACGGCGCGGCGGAAGCACUGGAGACCCGCGCAGUGGUGGAGGCGGAAGAAGUGUGGGGAGCAGCAUUAGCGGCCACGGGCAAGCCGCUGUGGACGCUCAACGUGGUGCCGACAUCGCGGCCGGACACGCUCCCCGUGGUGUUUGAGCGCGGGCUGCUAGGCGUGUACCACGACUGGUGCGAGUCGUUCAGCACGUAUCCGCGCACCUACGACCUGCUACACGCGCACCACCUGCUGAGCCACCUCGACAAGAACCACCGCCGCGGCUGCGACAUAGUGGAUGUGAUGCUGGAGAUGGAUCGAGUGCUGCGGCCCAUGGGGUACGUCAUUAUACGCGAGACCAACGCCACGGCAGCCAUGGUGGAAUCAGUGGCAGCAGCGCUGCACUGGAAGCCGCUUGACAGUUACAAGCGCAACACAGACGACACGGUGCUCGCGUUUCAAAAGACCAUGUGGAGGCCUGUGAUCGAGGCCAGGGAGGAGUAA
Closterium sp. Naga37s-1 is the source of this 2559-nucleotide messenger RNA. NCBI's taxonomy places the organism in Eukaryota, Viridiplantae, Streptophyta, Zygnematophyceae, Desmidiales, Closteriaceae. The record is from the annotation of a GenBank genome assembly.